Messenger RNA from Lasiosphaeria miniovina, 417 nucleotides. RefSeq lists its product as uncharacterized. The record is from RefSeq and is a predicted model, not a curated record. The coding region runs from base 1 to 417 and encodes 138 amino acids. The transcript is spliced from 2 exons. NCBI's taxonomy places the organism in Eukaryota, Fungi, Ascomycota, Sordariomycetes, Sordariales, Lasiosphaeriaceae.
AUGCCUCUCAAGGAUGGGAUCUACUACAUCUCCAAAAGCACGGCGCCCAAGUCCAAGGUGCUGACGGCGCCGUCCUUCUCAUUCAAGAAGAAGACUAGCCAGGACACGCAGAACCAGAUCUUCCGCGUGAAGCACCUCACCGGCCACACGUACCACAUCUACGGGUCCAAGAAAAUCCGCAUCGUAACCUUCCCCAUCUUGGCGGGGGGCCCGAGUCUCGAAUCGAUUGACCAGGGCGAAGACGAGCCGGCGGCCAACUUCCUCAUCUACGAGGAUAAAGACGACGCCUUUGCUGGAGGAUCAUAUCACUCGUGCACGAUCGCGCCUUCUUCGACUCUGCUUGGAAAUUGGCUCGAUCACGUGUAUCUCAUUUACCUAGGCCGCGCCUCGGAUGACUACUUUGACGACGCUGAGUGA